UAUAGCUAAGGAUUUCCUUUUGCUAUCAACCGAAAACAUCCAUGAACUACAAUCAAUAAUCAGAAGAAGGAGAGGCAAUGAAACUGGAUUCACAGUUGAGGGUGCCAAAUACAUGGCUUUUAGGAAGAACAUGAAGAAGCAAAUCCGAAAGAAGUUGGUAAAUUUGAGGUCAUUGAAGAAUGAUUUGAUUUCUUCUUCCUCAAACAACAAAGAAAACAACUCUUUGCCUAUGCUUCGAUUCUUGAAAGAAGCAGAAGCAGUCACCCUAAGCUCACUAGAACAUUUGUUGCUAUUUAUCUGUGAUCCAAAAGGGCACUCAAAGAAUGGAAGAUGGUCAGCAAUAUCCAAGUUGAUGCAUUCUAAAAGAGUAGUUUGUGACUCUCAAGAUUCAGACACAAAUGAAUUUGAGAAAGUGGAUGCAGCUUUGUCGUCUCUCAUCAGCCACAAGUCUUUAUCUACUGAAAAUUGUCCUAUGGAAGAUUUGGAGAUGUGCAUUCAAGAUCUAGAAAUAGGAGUUGAACAAAUAUCAAGAAAAUUAAUUAGAAAUAGAGUUUCACUUCUUAACAUAUUCAACCAUUAA
Molecule: messenger RNA, 580 nt
Organism: Lathyrus oleraceus (garden pea)
Lineage: Eukaryota; Viridiplantae; Streptophyta; Magnoliopsida; Fabales; Fabaceae
Exons: 1
Coding region: 113-580 (155 amino acids)
Biological process (GO): root development; shoot system development
Source: RefSeq, a predicted model, not a curated record